AUGGCUGUGAUCGACGAGGUUGUUCUGCGGCGGCAGGCGCGAUGGGGCGCACUUUACGCACUCCACGCAGUCCGGCAACUAUACAUCGAGCAGAAAGUCGCGUCCCAUCCGUCCUGGACCGAGCUGGACGUCGUCAACGCUCUCGAGGUCGGCGACUAUCCGCUCGUGAUGCCCGCAGCUCCUGUCGGAACCGUCUGGUCGCUCCCGUCGGAACCGCCUCGACAAGACCUCUUGACAACCCUUUACAGCAUCGACCACGCCAUGCUGUUCGACCACGAGACCCCCGAGUCUCGACGAGCUCAGCCGUCAGUCUGGGGCGGAGGGUCCGACUACGCUGAGCUAGACGCACCCGCGGUGCAGGCCGCGGUUUGUCCUCCUGCCGAGCUGUCGACGACACUGCAGAGGCGCCGGAACAAGACUGCGCCAUAG
This is a messenger RNA of Rhodotorula toruloides NP11, 429 nucleotides long. RefSeq lists its product as uncharacterized. NCBI's taxonomy places the organism in Eukaryota, Fungi, Basidiomycota, Microbotryomycetes, Sporidiobolales, Sporidiobolaceae. Bases 1 to 429 code for a protein of 142 amino acids. The transcript has 3 exons. The record is from RefSeq and is a predicted model, not a curated record.